AUUUGAUGACUUGAAUUUUGCCCUUCAUGAAAUUUCGAGAUCGAAGUGAUAUUGGAGGAAUAUUCACUUAGAAAAAUGAAUCAAAUUGUGAAAAUGUCGCCUUUUAGGCAAUUAACGCGUAAAUUCCAUACGUCUAAAACCUUACGCGAUCUUCCCUUGGAUCCUAUUAAACCUAUGGAUGACUUCGUCUCCGAGAAACAUAUUAAACCGUUGAUUCCUUUGUCUUAUUUCUUAACUUUUAUCGCUAUACCGAUCGGAAGUGCGUAUAUGUGGUACGAAGAAUACCAACACUUGUUCGUACACAAAUCACGUCCCCCAUGGCCCAAACACGAUUUCUUGAACUCUCAACAAAGGCCUUACCCAUGGGGUGAUGGAGAAAGAUCCGCUUUCUUCCAUCCGUACUACAAUUUCACCAAGAACGGUUAUGUCACCGACAAAGAAGGCAAUCCUUUGCCCAAAGGAGUUUACGCCGAAGAAUAAAUGUUAGUCGAAAACUUAUUCAUAAAGCUUAGCUGAUGUGUUACUAUGUAAAGAAGAAAUCGCUCUUGAAUUCGGUACUUUUACGAGUGCUUUCGUUAUGAAUAAUUAUAUUUAUAUUUAUAAAAGUACACAAAUUUCGUAAUA
Messenger RNA from Planococcus citri (citrus mealybug), 624 nucleotides. It is a transcript of the gene levy, whose product is annotated as levy. Gene Ontology annotation, cellular component: mitochondrial inner membrane. Bases 76 to 480 code for a protein of 134 amino acids. The transcript is spliced from 3 exons. Lineage: Eukaryota; Metazoa; Arthropoda; Insecta; Hemiptera; Pseudococcidae. The record is from RefSeq and is a predicted model, not a curated record.